Molecule: messenger RNA, 387 nt
Organism: Arabis nemorensis
Lineage: Eukaryota; Viridiplantae; Streptophyta; Magnoliopsida; Brassicales; Brassicaceae
Source: the annotation of a GenBank genome assembly
AUGGCUGCAAAGAGCUCAACAACCACCAUUGGCCUCAUCAUCAUCUUCCUCAUCGUCUGCUUCGCCGAAGCCGACCUCCUCUCGCCUUCACCAACUACAAGCAACAACUUUGGCACGUGCCCUAGAGACCCAAUACAAAUAGGUGUAUGUGCAAAUGUUCUUCGCCUAGCCAAUGUUACGGCCGGCGACACAAGGGCGCGAACAUGUUGCAGUACCAUAAAUGGCCUCGCGGAUGUUCAAGUAGCCGACUGCCUCUGCUUUGUCUUCCGUCCAAUUCCUUUGGUUUUCGCUAUCGAUGAGGCAGUUAGAAAAAUCUUCUUUGCUUGUAACAGGGUUUUUCCUAUCGGUUUUCAGUGUCCACCACCACCAACAGUAAUUACCCCUUAA